This is a messenger RNA of Branchiostoma belcheri (Belcher's lancelet), 2274 nucleotides long. Its product is annotated as fibroblast growth factor 20-like. NCBI's taxonomy places the organism in Eukaryota, Metazoa, Chordata, Leptocardii, Amphioxiformes, Branchiostomatidae. Gene Ontology annotation, cellular component: cytoplasm. The coding region runs from base 663 to 1253 and encodes 196 amino acids. The record is from RefSeq and is a predicted model, not a curated record. Gene Ontology annotation, biological process: positive regulation of gene expression; animal organ morphogenesis; positive regulation of cell population proliferation. The transcript is spliced from 3 exons. Gene Ontology annotation, molecular function: growth factor activity; fibroblast growth factor receptor binding.
ACGUAUAUACGGCAUCGUGACAGUCAUAGCAAGAACCACCUUUGAGCUAUGCGCGGUCUCUUUCAACUCCCAUGCAUUAUCUUUUAUUGUGUGCCGACGUCAUCAAACCACAAUGCAACGUGUCCCGCCGUUGAAGGGGAUUACUAGAUGACCGGAGAACCGGCGCGCCUAGUACAGGAAAGGUCCACCCAGUCUUUCUGCGUCGUCACUGUGACGCAACGGUCUGAAAACGUUAGAUCUGAAGACUUGACGCUGAAAGAUUAACCACUUUUUUUAUACUCGACAAACUUCCUCCAAAUCUGGAGUCUCGCCCGUUCCGACCCACCUUCCCCGUGAUCCGGCAUUCCGGCACAUUCCUCCAACGCAACCCUAUUCAAUCCCGCCCCUGGCUUAUUUACAUAUAGAUGUAUAUAAACAGCUCGAUUGGCCUUCAAUCUGCAGUCAUUAAGAGGCAAUUCAGACGACACGAGCACGUCUCAGGGCUCCCGGCGGCCGCCUUCCCGGCAGAUUCAAGACUCAUCACCGACUUGGUGACAGGAGACUCCUCAUUAGGACUAGUAUUAGAAGACGCGCUGACGACUCGGUCCAGAGCAGGACUUUGAGGAUUAUUUUUUUACCCCGCAGUUACACGUCUUCACCUUAUAUGCUCGUUUGAGGACAUCAUGCCAGCACUUGCGAACUUUUUGGGAGGUUUUGGGGGAUUUCAAGUCGGAGGACAAAUGCCAGACCCGGGACUACUGUUGUCGGAUCACAUGGGGGAGAGGAGUGCGAGAAAUGCCGACCAGUUUUCCCAUUUGGAAGGGAUCCUGAGGCGGCGACAACUCUACUGUCGCACCCGAUUUCACCUGCAAAUCUUCCCCGACGGCACAGUUAACGGCACGCGGCAAGACCACAGUGUUUUCGGUAUACUGGAGUUCAUAUCGGUGGCGACGGGGUUGAUGAGUAUCCGAGGCGUGAAGAGCGGGCUGUACCUCGGCAUGGACGAGAACGGCGACAUGUACGGCUCGGACCAGCUGAAUCGGGAUUGCAUCUUCAGGGAAAACAUGGAGGAGAACUUUUACAACACCUAUGCGUCUCACGAACACCGGAACGACAAAAACGGGAGACCAUUUUUCGUUGCCUUGAACAAAGACGGGACAGCCAGAAAGGGCAAUAGGUCAAGAAAGACACAGAAGUUCACCCACUUUCUUCCAAGACCCGUGGAUCCUGAGAAAGUACCAUCUUUGUACCAGGACAUUCUUGGCAAGAGAUGAUCUGAGCUGCGACACCGCCCUUCUAUGCAAAGACUAUGCAAGGACUGACGUCUCAGGCUGUAGACCAUGUUGCGCCGGUGUAGCAGGGGAUGCUGUCCACCCGACAUAAAAAGACCCCGUCCCGCACUUCGCUAUAGCAAUGGUUAGUACGUGGAUUGGAACGCCAAUGGCAUCCGAUCCGAUAAAAAAAUGCUCGGUGCUAAUUAGUUGACUAGCAUUACUGCUGCUUUUGAUUGACAAGAACCACCCACCGUUCUGGUUCAAAUGAGAAUCCUAUACCCAUAGAUGAUUAGGUUAGAUCCUGAACAAGCUGUGGCCAGCUAACUGAGCACGGUGUCGAUUACGCAACCAGAUAAUCAUAUUAGAUAACAACGAAUCACGCGUCUUCCCAUGCGCUAUGAUAAUCGGCUUUUUUAGAUGGAGAACAAAAAAAAUUCCGAAUUGACCUAUGACCCAGCUGUAUCUAAGAUACGGCUUGAUAUGAUUUGUGGUGAUUGACUAUGCUGAGCAUGCGCGCGGGCAUGCGCAGUUUGAGAAGAAAAAAGUGACACAAAACGAACGAGAAUCGGGACAGGUAUUCGAUUCUACAGAAAAAAGAGCGUAUUUAUUAUAAUUUAUGUGUCACGUGGUAUAUGUACAUAUUACUUGUUGGAAGUAUUUAUUUAUUGAAGAACUUUUUUCUUGUCCUCCAAGAACUUUUCUUACAUCAUAUCUAUAUUAUCUAAUGCUGCUAUGCAAAAAAAGAUCAAAUGUGCAACUGUUGUUGUUGGGUCCGAGUAGCCCAUUGCGCUCCACUUUUUGGUUGAAUUCCCUGUCCUUCAAAACAUUUCUAAAUGUCAAGCUUACAAUCUAUCGUCCAAAUCUUCCAUUUUCUCUCAGAACUAGGCUCCCCACCAAAGAACUCAAGUACCACUUAUGUGGGGAGAUGAUAAUGUCAAGGGUUGCUACUGGUCUCGUGAACCAGACAAAAGGGACGGCUGGGAAAAAAGUUAGUCUCUACCAGGCUUUAGAGGGGGCUAGA